AUGCCGCCCCUUCCUGGGUUCUCUGAUAAUCAAUUUCGCACGAGAGACGACUUCAUACGUGCAGCUUCUGCACUCAUUAGCCCUUUAGGCCAAUACAGAUCACCCGGCCACGCACGAAUCAAAAUUGCGACAUGCACAGGUGCCGGAUUCAGCGAGACGGCAGCUCAGCUCGAGGGCUUCGCGCGGCCGCUUUGGGCUGUUGCCAUCUUACUCCAGCCCAAGCAACAAAGCAACCAGAGCACGAGUGCUCCCUUAGAAGGUGCACUAGAACCUUGGGUGACUGGCAUCCGAGCUGGAACCGACCCGCAGAGUCCGGAAUACUGGGGCGAUCUGUCCGACUUUGACCAGCGCAUGGUGGAGAUGGAGUCCAUCGCUUUUGCCCUGCUUGCAAAUCCCACUGUGUUCUCGUUUGACAGUGAGCCAACUACUCAAGCCAAUCUCAUUGCAUGGCUUCGGCAGAUCAAUGAGCAUAAGAUGCCUGAAACCAACUGGCUGUGGUUUCGUGUAUUGGUUAAUAUCGCGCUUUUCAAGACGCUUCAUGUACCCUUGGUUGAGGUGAAAGCGCAUAUCGACAAAAGCUUGGAGAAACUUGACACAUUCGAUAUCGGCGAGGGGUGGUCUUCGGACGGUCUCUGGUGCGAACAAAGAAAACAAGCCGAUUACUACAGCGGGAGCUUCGCGAUACAGUUUGCGCAACUCCUCUACAUUCGUUUUGCCCCGGAAUACGAUUCAGCUCGUACUUCCAAGUACAUAGAGCAAGCACGUGAGUUUGGGAAGGAGUAUUGGAGGUACUUCGACCCCCAAGGUGCAGCAAUUCCAUUUGGGCGAAGUCUAACGUAUCGCUUCGCGUUCGCGGCCUUCUGGGCAGCCAUUGCAUUCACUGGCAUUGAGCUCCCAGCUCCGAUCAAGGAGAUGGGAUCGGUGAAGGGCCUGUUGCUCAGGCACUUGCGGUGGUGGGCGAAACAGCCACACAUUUUCAACACUGAUGGGACGCCUUAUAUUGGAUUUGCGUACCCAAACAUGUACCUUGCUGAGGACUACAACUCGCCGCAAUCGGUAUAUUGGUGCCUGAAAAGCUUCUUGGUUCUCGGCCUGAAUGACACGAAUGCAUUCUGGCAGGCAGAGGAACUUGGUCAUCCAGGGAUUAGGAACGACAUUAUGCGACUCGACAAUGCAGUUGGAGACAUCAAAGUUCUCUGGCCUCCACGCCAAAUACUGUGCAACACUCGAGAGCACACAUUUUUGCUGUCUUCGGAGCAGUCGACCACCAAAAGGUUCAAGGCUCGCGAAGCCAAGUAUGGUAAGCUUGCUUACUCUUCUGCUUUUGGCUUUAGCGUACCAUGCGGUCUGUCACUAGAGCAGAUAGCACCGGACUCGACGUUGCUAGUUUCACUUGGGCUCGAGGAAGACGACUGGAAGGUACGGUGGAGCCCUUACGAUGUCGAAACUGGAGAGGUGUACAUGAAAGAGUGCGGCGAGAGGGUACCGAUCUUGAUGAGUCGCUGGAAGCCAUGGGCAAGGCUGGAUGUGGUUAUUGAAACGCUUCUAGUACCGCCUAUGCGAAGAUGGCCCGGGUGGAGCGCGAGGGUGCACCACGUGAAGUGCACGACGCUUCUCUCGGCGAGGGAAAGGCUGCAGAUCGUUGAAGGUGGCUUCGCAGCAAGUGCGCAGGCUGCAGAUAAUGUUUCUAUCUUCGAAAAGCCGUGUGCUUCCUUUCCCACUGGUGCCGAGCACAAGGAAAAGACGUUCGGGUGGUGGAGUGACCGAGAUAGCGCUCUCAUACUCUCAGAGUCUGGCGCGAGCGGUAUUGUCAAUUUGACGGAUCCUAGCUUGCGCGACGAAUCAGCGAACGUGCUCGUUUCGAGCAGGGCGACGGUUGUUCGUGCGGACCCUAACACGUAA
Messenger RNA from Alternaria arborescens, 1902 nucleotides. RefSeq lists its product as hypothetical. Lineage: Eukaryota; Fungi; Ascomycota; Dothideomycetes; Pleosporales; Pleosporaceae. The coding region runs from base 1 to 1902 and encodes 633 amino acids. The record is from RefSeq and is a predicted model, not a curated record. The transcript has a single exon.